Molecule: messenger RNA, 2178 nt
Organism: Coprinopsis cinerea okayama7#130
Lineage: Eukaryota; Fungi; Basidiomycota; Agaricomycetes; Agaricales; Psathyrellaceae
Exons: 3
Coding region: 1-2178 (725 amino acids)
Source: RefSeq, a predicted model, not a curated record
AUGGCUCGCCAAACCUCCAACAAGAAAUUGAAGUUCAAGCUUGCAGCCAAUCACAUUGAGUACCUUUCAAAAUCCCAGGCGGAAUGGUAUACUGCUAAGGCUACCCGAUCCACUGCCCAGUUUGUCAGGAAACGACGCCGUCGCAUUGUGUCGAUGCUGGAGGAGACAUCCGGGGAGGCUCCCGACCCCACGAUGAAGGCCUCCAUUGAAGAAGCUGUGGCUGCAUGGUUCAAAGCCAACUGCAGGCCUAGAAACAAAGCGGCAAAGAUUGGGACAAAGGCUCGGAGUGGAAGGGAGGUGUUUGCACACAUGGAAUGGAAGGAAGUCGCCAGGAAGAAGAGGGAGCUAAUGGACGCCGCCCAGUUCGAGGGGGACCAGCAUAUAGGAUUUUACCAGAGGGCAGUGACCGAACUCUGGGACAAGCUCCCCGAGGAACAAAAGGCGAGAUAUGCGAAUGAGGCUGUGGAAUGGGACAAUAUAGCUCCACCAGGGGAGAUCCAACUCAUUAACGCAGAGUCUGUGAGCCGACGGACCUGGUUAUUUGCAGAGGACAUCUACCGCCAGGCGAACGCGCGUAUGUGGGCGAUGGUUGCUUUCAGGGAUAAGGAUGGGGUGCUGGUGAAGCAGAUUGUGGAUCACAACGAUAGACUUGACGGGGGGACACGGUUGGAUGAGGAGUUCAAGGGGGACUACGAGAAGAUGCACUUUGAGAAGCUCUUUGAUCGUUGGAUGCGUCCAUAUUACUCUACCCAGGAGGGUCAAGGCCCCGCACAACCACCGAAAAAUGUCCGAGAGCUCGCGCGGGUCGAGUUGGAGAGGAACCAGUAUGGCGAGCCAAUCCUCCCCGAUGUCAACCAAUGUCCUCCAGGCGAGCCCAGUCAUCGGAAGUGGAUCACGAAAGUGUUUCGCGCAUUCAUCUUUGACAGUUAUCGCGUUGCAUCCGGAGGUGUCAAGAGUGAUAUCUCUUGGGCCCGAUUAUUUGCCAACCUUCGCCGUUUUGUCGACGAAUCAUUUUGGCCUGACCGACUAACGGUUGACUUGAAGGACCCUUCUGUGAUGCGGUACGACAACCUCAAGGCUAUCCUGGGGUUUUGGUACAGCCGUCAGCUGGCGGGUGCCGACCCCGUGUUCUCCUUCUCACAUUACGAAGAUCCAAAGAACGAAGGGACUUGGCUCGAGCGAGUUGCCCGCAUACCCAUUGACACCGACCUGCCCAGCAAACAGGAGAAGUCCAAAAGGGGCAAAGGCCAAGGGGAGGGAAGGAACCCAGAAGCCAGGGCGGGUAGACCCGCGGCACCGUUCGCCGCGGCACCGUUCGCAGGAGGGUCUAGACCCGUAGCACCAAACUGGUCGGACUCACCACUCAAGCGGAUCGGCACUGCUGUUGUCGAAUCGUCGGGUCAAGAAACCGAAGGAGAGGGUAUGGGAGAUGACAAUUCAGAGACAGAGGGUGAUGAGGGCAAGGGAGGAAGGGUUCAAAAGGCAUUGGGACAGCCAAAGGGAAGGACUAAAGGCAAGGUUAAGGGGAAGGAGAGGGCGAAAGCAACUGGCGGGAACGACUCGAAUGGGGGAAGUGAUAGUGAAGGUGAUAGGGAAGCGAAGGAGGCUACGGUGGAUCAAACACCCGACUCAUCCGCCGGGGAAGAAGAACGCACCCCCGCAAAGUCGACGAAGAAGUCUAAGGGGAAGAAGGGGAAGGGGAAGUCAGGCGUGGACGACGACGACCCUUCCGCCGGGGAAGAAGAGCCCACCCACGCAAAGUCGAAGAGGAAGGGGAAGAAUAGGAAGGGGAAGGGGAAGGCAGACGCCGACGAUGACUCAUCCGCCGGGGAAGAAGAACGCACCCACGCAAAGUCGAAGGACGACGACCCUUCCGCCAGGGAGGAAGAACGCACCCACGCAAAGUCGAAGAAGAAUUCGAAGGGGAGGGGGAAGACAGUCCACGCCGACGAUGAGUCAAGAGGACCUGAGGAUAGUGGCGAGGAACAACCAGUGCAGAAGAGGAAUAUGCCAACUCUCUCCGCCGGAGUGACCACACGAGCGAAGGCAAAAUCCUCUGAGAUUCAGACCAGAUCCAAAACAAAGUUGAAGGGCAUAAAGCCGAGGCCGGCGGGUGUACGGAAUGGAGGCGAUAUAUUCGAUUUGAAAGACAGGAGGCCAAAAGGCAAGAAUUAUUAA